AUGGAUCAGUCACUCGCUCAUCUCACUGAGGGCACAGCUAAGAUCAUGGUCUCUUGUCUGCUCCUCUUCAGCAUCUGGACUUUCGUGUCAGGCUCCGUGCAGGUGAUGCACAGAAAGGUCCAGUCGGUCCGGGCAGGAGAAAACAUUACAUUUUCAUGCCAGUUGGUCACAAGAAAAGAUGUGCUACAGGUGACCUGGCAGAAGGAGACCGACGGGGCUGAAGACAACAUGGCGACUUACAGUACGAUGAAUGGCCAAAAGAUAGCAAAGGGCUAUGUUGGCCACGUGAGUUUUGCCCGCAGUGAGUUACAAGCCUCAGCCAUCUCUCUUCAUGGAGUCACCCUCCAAGAUGAAGGAUGCUACAAGUGCAUAUUCAACACGUUCCCCUCGGGAGCUGUCACUGGCAGGAUGUGUCUCCAGGUUUAUGACAUCUUGGACCCCAAAGUGGAGGCUCAGCUAAUACCCAGUCCAGACAAUCCUGAGACCUCUGAGAAAGUGAUAAGGAUGAGUUGCUCAGCAACAGGGAAACCAGCUCCAAAAAUCACCUGGCUCCUUCCCGGCAUCCUGCAGGAGAAACCAAGGGAGUACCACAUCAGUGGCAACCAGACCGUGACUGUCAUCAGCAAUUUCACCCACACCCACUCCAAAAUCCUCCAGGAGUAUCCCAUCUCCUGUGUGAUCCAACACCCCUCUCUAAACAUGACCCUGGUCCUGCCUGUGGACACUGUGGUGCCAGGUCCAGACAGCAGUGUGGCACCACCCAUUGCCAUUGCAGUGGGGGUCCUGGUCCCCCUGACUUCACUUCUCUUUCUUGCCUGCCUCCUCCACCACUGCCUCAGGCACCUACGGGACCCGGAGAGAAACCCAGCCCGGCCAUGCUGGUUCCUACCUGAUGUCCAUGAAAUUUUUGUGUAG
This is a messenger RNA of Mesitornis unicolor (brown roatelo), 915 nucleotides long. Its product is annotated as OX-2 membrane glycoprotein-like. The coding region runs from base 1 to 915 and encodes 304 amino acids. NCBI's taxonomy places the organism in Eukaryota, Metazoa, Chordata, Aves, Mesitornithiformes, Mesitornithidae. The transcript is spliced from 5 exons. Gene Ontology annotation, molecular function: cell-cell adhesion mediator activity. The record is from RefSeq and is a predicted model, not a curated record. Gene Ontology annotation, biological process: regulation of immune response; negative regulation of macrophage activation.